UUAAUUGAAUUAAAAUUAAAACUUCAAAUUAAACAACGGUGUUUUUACUACCUCCUCAUGAACCUAUGAUUUUUGUUCCUCAUGAGGAUUGAAAUCAGAUAUUUCUUCAUAGUUGGGUCUUGGUAUCCACUCAACUACUAAUAAUCACUGGGAUUAUUUUGAAAAUUGAUUAUUCUGGAAUAGUUGAAAUUGGCACCAAAUUUUAAAAGAAAACUAAAGAUUGUCUUCUUUCAAUAAUAUGAAUUCAUAUUUGAAAGCUUUGAAUCCAUUUUACUUCCCACAAUAUUCAACACACUCGUUUGUUAGUAGGCCUAUGCAUCAUCUACUCAAAACUAUUUACUCAUAAUAAGCUUCUUUUUAACAUGAAAAUUCAUCUCCUAUUUACUUUUUUUAUGGUAACUGUGAUAAAAUUUCAUUAAAACUGUCUUCUUCUCAUAUAAUGGAGCAUGAUAACUCCUUCUGCUUCUCUUCAACUUUACAUUUAUGACGUGAACAACCAUCUAUUAAACUGUUAUACUUUUAUAACUCAUAAUCUGAGUUUUCUCUUCAAUCUGGUCUUAUUGCAAGAACGUUCAUUAAAUAGCUUCAUAUCUAUAUAAAUUCACUCUUACUAUCUUACAAUAAUGAUUAAUUUAAGUUAUAAUACUUCAUUUUUUACAUCUUGUUAUUAAUAAAUUAUAACACAUUAUAUACUAUUUUCAUGGAAAAAUUCUACUCCAAUUAAUUUCAUUGUCAUUCAUAAUUUUUCCUGGACAAUGAAGAGAAUGGACCUUCUUUCAAUAUGGUACUAGCCAUUUCAUUAUUGGUGUUAUACGUUUUCUUUUUGCUACUGUUACUGAAACUAUUCAUUCUACAAGCUCUGACACUAACAUUAAUUUCAACAAGGUUUUUACUUUUUUCAGUAUGAAAAAAGCUUCACUACUGAUAAUCAAUUACUAAUAAUACACCACUAUUCAACAAGCUUCAUAAUAUUCUUCCUUGUUCAUUUAACAAGCUUCAUUGACCCUAUCCUAAUAAAAUAAGCUUUAUUACUGUUCCUAUGUCUAGUAACACACAUAUUGAUUUUUGGACGUACGAUUUUUUGCCGUCCUUAUAAAUUCUAUUGAAUUAAAUGGAUGAUGUAUUUCAAGUUUCGUUUUGUUUGGUAGAAUUCAUAAUGACGGCAAAACAUCGAACGUCCAAAAAUCGAUCUGUUUGUAACUGGCUUACGACAGAAUAAGCUUGACCACAAAUCUCUUUUAUGCUUUAUUAAUGUGUUUUUCUUGCCGAGUAACGAACUAUAUGCCUUUAUAUAUUACUCAUCACCUUUCAAAAAGCUUUAUCAAUAAUAUUUCAUUGUUAACAUAACAAGCCUUAUUAAUGUUUCUGUUUGUUACCGCUUAUCUCUUGUGCAUGCUACCACUGACCCAUUGCGUUCUCGUAGCGAUGCGCCCGAAGCGCCCCAUAAACCCAUGCGCGCGCAGCCCCUGUGGCCCAUUCAGCAUGUGUCGACUGAACAACGACCUGGCAGUUUGCUCGUGUCAGCCGAACCACAUCGGGUCGCCGCCAUCUUGCCGGCCCGAGUGCAUGGUCAGCUCAGAGUGUCCGCUCAACCAGGCCUGUGUCAACCAGAAGUGUGCCGACCCCUGUCCCGGCACCUGUGGCCUCAACGCCCGUUGUCAGGUCGUCAACCACAACCCAAUCUGCACCUGCAACCCGGGCCUCACCGGCGACCCCUUCACGCGCUGUCUUAUGGUCGAAAGUAAGCAUGCGCUCUCUUCUGCAACCUCUCUUGUCUUUCUCUUUCUCAUGCGUUGAAUCAUACUGAUUUCGAUAGGAAUAUUUUUUUAUUAUUCAUUCUCUUAUUUUCUCAUUGUGAUUCACUCUUCAAUGUAAUUUGAGUCUCACAAGCUGGUUGAUGGCAAAAAGUGCUAACUUGAUCAUUUUAGAGCAGCAGUAAAUAAAUUGAAAAUAUAAAUGAUAAGAAUAGGUAAAUUAGUACCUACAUACUUCUUCUCUGUGAUGAUAGCCAAUCUCUUAGAAAUGGACAAGGCAUCCAAUGAAGAAAAUGUAGCCAAUUUUGCUUUUGAACGAGAAAUUUCUAUUGUACUUCUUUCAAUUACAGUACAAUUACAAUAGAUUCCAAAACCUGAAAACUUUGAAUCCUUUUGGUCUUUUCUAUUUCAUUGUUGUUGAGAUAAUAAUCAAAAAUAUUAUUGUUGGGAUAAGAUAAUUUAUUCAAAAAUAUCAAAUCCUAAAAUGCCUACCUACCUCAGUUUGAUUCAAAGAUUGAUUUUCCAACUGUUCUAUUCUUAAGCUAUUUUAUCAUUUAAU
Nilaparvata lugens (brown planthopper) is the source of this 2313-nucleotide messenger RNA. RefSeq names its product keratin-associated protein 4-3-like. The transcript has a single exon. Bases 1360 to 1797 code for a protein of 145 amino acids. Lineage: Eukaryota; Metazoa; Arthropoda; Insecta; Hemiptera; Delphacidae. The record is from RefSeq and is a predicted model, not a curated record.